AUGAUCUCGUGGGAAAUUCCCCUUGACCGCUACCCCAAGACAUACAACAAUCAGCCGCUGAUGUACGCCGCGCUCGCCUCCCAGAAAAACUACAUGUCACUCUACCUGAUGUGCGUCUAUGUACACGACGGAACGCAGACCGAAUUCGAGCGGCGCUUCAAGGCAAGCGGCAAGAAGCUCAACAUGGGCAAAUCCUGUGUCCGCUUCAAGACAACGGAUGACCUGCCGAUGGACCUGAUAGCCGAUACGGUAGCCUCAACGUCCGUCGAUGAUUACAUAAAAAGCUACGAGGCAGCGCGAAAGAAAAAGUAG
Molecule: messenger RNA, 312 nt
Organism: Geodia barretti
Lineage: Eukaryota; Metazoa; Porifera; Demospongiae; Tetractinellida; Geodiidae
Source: the annotation of a GenBank genome assembly